AUGUCACCAUACCAACUUAUAUACGGGAAGUCAUGUCAUCUCCCCGUAGAGUUAGAGCACAGGGCAUAUUGGGCGGUCAAGAAGCUCAAUUUUGAUUUCAAGAAGGCCGGCCAAGCUAGAGUCUUUCAACUCAAUGAGUUGGAUGAAUUUCGAAGUGAGGCAUUUGCAAACUCAAGUCUCUACAAAGAGAGGACCAAGAGGUUUCAUGAUAGGAUGAUCCACAAACGGGAAUUUGCACCCGGGGAUGAGGUCCUUCUCUUCAAUUCCCGCCUUUCACUCUUUCCGGGAAAGCUCAAGUCCAAAUGGUCGGGCCCAUUCCUCAUCAACAAGGUCUCCCCCAAUGGAGCUAUUGAAUUGAAGGGCAACGAUGGACGCACUUUUGUGGUGAAUGGCCAACGCAUUAAGGCAUACUUUUGA
Salvia miltiorrhiza (redroot sage) is the source of this 417-nucleotide messenger RNA. RefSeq lists its product as uncharacterized. The transcript has a single exon. Lineage: Eukaryota; Viridiplantae; Streptophyta; Magnoliopsida; Lamiales; Lamiaceae. The record is from RefSeq and is a predicted model, not a curated record. The coding region runs from base 1 to 417 and encodes 138 amino acids.